Messenger RNA from Arvicola amphibius (Eurasian water vole), 753 nucleotides. Its product is annotated as UL16-binding protein 1-like. Gene Ontology annotation, cellular component: external side of plasma membrane. The record is from RefSeq and is a predicted model, not a curated record. Gene Ontology annotation, biological process: immune response; positive regulation of T cell mediated cytotoxicity; antigen processing and presentation of endogenous peptide antigen via MHC class Ib. NCBI's taxonomy places the organism in Eukaryota, Metazoa, Chordata, Mammalia, Rodentia, Cricetidae. Bases 127 to 753 code for a protein of 208 amino acids. The transcript is spliced from 4 exons.
GACAGGACUUGCUGAAAGCACGACUUUAUUCGGUCUCUGUCUUUCCUGAUUAGUUGCCCACGGUCCCCGAGGGUGCAGCUGCGGCUCUAGUCACACCAGUCCUGUGCCGUACCUCAGGAAGGAACCAUGGCAAAGGCUGCAGCCACCGGAUGCAAUCUUUCCCUAGUUCUGCGCCUUUUUGUUCUACUGAGCUGUCUGGGAUCUUCUGUUCAGCCCGAUGCUGCUUCUCUUUGCUACAACUACACUGUUGGCAAGUCAAGGUCUGGAUUAUGGUGGCGCAAAGUCCAAUGCCAACUGAAUGAAGAGACUUUUCUUUCCUAUGACAGUAACGGCUGCCAUGCCGUUGGUGCUCUGGGGAACAGGCUGAAUGCCACACAGUUCUGUGAAAAGCAGGUUGACACUCUGAAAGAUGGAACUGACUUGUUCAAAAACCUAGCACUUCAGAUGACUCUGAAGACUCAUGCAAUCAGAGGCACAGAUCUGCAGGCCAAGAUGUGUUGUUGGCAUGAAGUAGAUGGACAUUUCAAUGGAAUCUGGGACUUUUACCUCAGUGGACACAGAAUGUUGCAUGUUGACUCAAAAACUGGAAAAUGGAUAGAAGUUAUUCCUGGAUCCAGCUGGAUGAAAGAUAUGUUGGAGGAAAACAAGGAUGUAACUAGCUUCUUAAAAAUGACCUCACAGGGAGACUGCAGGUCCUCGCUUGAGGAGUUGAAGUUGCCCUGGGGAGAAAAGCUGGAGCCUACAGGUAACUGA